Molecule: messenger RNA, 1299 nt
Organism: Priapulus caudatus
Lineage: Eukaryota; Metazoa; Priapulida; Priapulimorpha; Priapulimorphida; Priapulidae
Product: zinc finger CCCH domain-containing protein 4-like
Source: RefSeq, a predicted model, not a curated record
AUGAACGAAGAAAGAAGAAGAAACGCAAGUUGAAAGCAAAGAAAAUAGCUAAAAGAGACAAGGGGCCAGAGAAAGAGAAGGUGAAGGAGAGGAAAGCAGCUACCGUACUGGAGGAACCCACAGAGAAAAUUGGUCCUGAAGACUUCUACAGAAAGAAUGAAGAGUUUAGACUGUGGCUGAGGAGCAAGAAACGGCUUUACUUUGACGAGUUGUUGACGUCAGAUGCCAAAAAGCAUUUCAAGAAAUUUGUCAAGAAGUGGAACAAGGGAAAGUUAGACAAGAAGUGUUACGAGGGCAUGUCGACCACGGCCAUGUCGUCCGCCUCGAAGACGCGCUACGAGUGGAAGUUUGCGCAAAGCGUUGACAUGCUGGAGCUAGCUGACGUAAGAGACUCCGUAGGAGUGUGGACGCAGAAGGCAGGGCAGCUAAAUCAACGCGGUGGUGGUCGAGGCGGUGGCAGAGGGCGAGGUGGUGGCCAUAGCAGUUGGGUGCAGGACAGAAAUGCAUCUCAUGUGGCCGGCUCGCAACCUGGGUCGUCACAAUGGCAAGAGAGAAGGCCAAUGGGAGGUGAUCGACAGGAGAGACAGGAGAGGGACACUUACUCAGGGCGUAAGGCAGACAAACAGUACAGACAAGACAAAAAAGUAGUCGAAGAGGAGCUGGCGCCGAGGGAGACGGGGGGUCACGCCGCGAGGCAGGAGAAGAGGCUGCUACGGCAGGCGUCCAACCUCGCUCGGCAGCAGAGCCCCGACACCGCCGACAGCGUCAUCAUGGGAGACGACGCUAUCGGGCGGAGGCUGGCGGCGGAGAAGGCGCGCAACGACGCGCGCAGGCAGGUGCGCAGCAACCGCGCUUCCGAGAAGCUGCACUCGCACCAGGAGAAGGAGCGAGAGAAGAUGCAGGCACUGUUGGAGAUGGCUCGGGCCAGCAAGAGCCAGGAUGCCCUCUGGAAGACAUAGCAUCGUGUUUUGACGGUGUGUCAUCUGCCUACCGUGCUGUGUAGACAGCUUCACUCCAUCCACUAUGUGGCAUGCAGGUUUACCUGCCCACCGUGGCGACACAAGCAGGUUCACCCCAUCCGCCAUGUUGUGACAGGUCGAUGGAUCUCACCUGCCACGAUUUAAAUUGAAAGCAGGAUCUGCACGCCAAGUACAGACUCUACGUUGAUGCGAACUGCUAUAUGCCUGUGGCAGUAUAUAAAUGUAAAUCAGUGACCAGUUACCAGCAGCGAGGAAGCAUUAAUAAACAUUUCAUGUAGAAUAUACGUAGUAUUUGUUAAUAAAAUGCAAUUACAAUCAA